Meyerozyma guilliermondii ATCC 6260 is the source of this 4080-nucleotide messenger RNA. It is a transcript of the gene SEN1, whose product is annotated as putative DNA/RNA helicase. Gene Ontology annotation, biological process: termination of RNA polymerase II transcription. Lineage: Eukaryota; Fungi; Ascomycota; Pichiomycetes; Serinales; Debaryomycetaceae. Bases 1 to 4080 code for a protein of 1359 amino acids. Gene Ontology annotation, cellular component: nuclear body. The transcript has a single exon. Gene Ontology annotation, molecular function: transcription termination site sequence-specific DNA binding; helicase activity; ATP binding. The record is from RefSeq and is a predicted model, not a curated record.
AUGAACUACGUGCCAUAUUCAACAACACGAAUGCUCAAGCAGGUUUCUGGUCCUGCCUUUUCUCGUCUCUGUUGUCAGCAUCUGCUGUUAAUAUCCUAUACGAGAUGUUUUGACGUGGGUGUGGGAGGUCGCUUUGAAGCCAUUCAAGCCCUUUUAACAUGUAGUAUUUCACAGACUUUGAAUGCCGUUUCGACCAACUUAAGCAAGCUAGCGCAGCUUGAAGCUUUUGAGUCGUGUCCUAAGACUGUCAGAAUACUAAUGGACGUAUUCAAGGCUCUCACUGACCCUCUCAACGACCUCCUUAGUUUUUCAAACCAUCCUGGUGGGAAGGAAGGUGGGGCCAGUGAUAUCCGUAAGUUGUGGAGCUCAUCUUGGCUCUUUUUGGAAAUGAUAUACAAGCGUACCUUAGCCUGGGCAAACUUUUACCAUUUGGAUCAACUCAUUGAGUUUGCAAGAGACACAUUAGACUUGAGUCACAUAAUUUUAGACUCGUUUAGGCUUGUUCUUCAAUCGAUUAAUGAGUCAAUGGGAAACUCUUUGUUUUCCGUGUUCUUUAAUGCCUUUAACUCCAUGAUAGUGUGGUUACGACUUGGUGACCCGGCACUUCUUAAUUCUUGUGUUGAGUUGGUUUUCAAAGGCUUUGCAUUAGCAAAAGAUUUGCAAUAUUCUAUUGACGACGCUUUUAUUGAAAGUUUUGCUAGAUAUGGAGCCAAAGCAAAAAAGUUUAAUAACAAGCUCAGUGACCAACAGCGUUUAAAGAUUCUUUCAACAGCCAAAGAAUUCAACUAUGAUCUUGUUGAAUCUAUUAUAGUUGAUGUACAGAAGCAAAGAAGCAAGGAAGGUAAUCCACUAAAGUCAAAAACACCACUGGCUUCUCCGACCCCCGAGAGUGUUCAGGUGCCAACAAGAUAUGGUUACCAAAUGAAUGGCCCCAAACAGCAGUCUUUGACCAAAUUUGGGGUCAUUACAUCCCAGCCUCCUGUUGCUCCACCUCCUCCACAAACGCAAUUCAAAUCAGCAAGUCUUGAAGCAAUUCGCCAGGAUUUGCUGGAAAACAGAACACAGCAAGUUAGGCCACAUAAUUCAAAACCUACUGUGGUAGCCCCUCCCCGUCAAGCAGGUUUCAAUCCUCGAAAGGUACAACCAGUGGUUGGAAGGUCUUUAAACUCGCUCAAGAGAAAGAAAGAUUCUGAUAGCGAGGAUGACGGAGACGAUGAUGACGAUGUUGAUGUUUCUGAUUUGUUUGUUGAAAAGAAGAAAAAGGCUAAGAUAGUGGAGCUAGAUAUCAAUGGCCGACCUGUUGUCAAACCUUCUCAAUUAAGCAAGGUAGACCAAAAGAGAAAAGAGGAAGACAAUAUGAGAAUGCGUCUUAACGUGAACCUCAAACCUUUAUAUUCCACGAUAUUGAAGUGGAACUUCGGAUCAUCUGAUAUAUACCCCACCGCUGACACAGAAAGGUACAAGGAAACCAAAGGCAAAUACGAGGAUGUCAAAGACUAUGUGAAGGCGAUGGAGCCACUUUUGAUGCUUGAGUGCUGGCAGGGUAUAAUUUCAUCUAAGGAAACAAGUCAAGAACUGCCUUUCCCGAUGUUAGUGGGAAGUAGAACCAGUGUUGACGGUUUCUUUGAUGUGUACGCUUCAAUCGAGAAGAAAGUUUUAAAUGAUCGAAAAAUUACCGAUUCCGAUCUCCUUGUCUUAAGUUACAUGGACAACGCAUUACAAAGAUCCGAGAAGGAGCUCGCCACUCAUAUAAAAAGCUCCAAGUCUACCACUUGUCUUGCAAAGGUGAGAGAAAUAAAAUCAGCAAAUGCUGAUUACGCAGAUGUGACAUUAAGAGUCUUUCCUCAAGGUACGAUGAUGGGUGUCCUUACACCAAAAUCGGUUGUAAUCGGAAUGAAAGUCAUGCAAAUGAUAACGAUCGAAAGAGAGUAUCUGUCUCUCAGAGGUCUCGAGUACUAUAAUUUGUGCCCAGCAAUCCUUCGUGCAUUUCCCACAGGACCAAUUGAGGUUCCAAAGCAAAAGCUUAAUGAUGUAAUGAACAAUUAUAAGGUGAACGAGUCUCAGGCCAAUGCAAUAAUAAGCACGCACAAUCGAAGUGGAUUUUCUCUUAUUCAAGGACCGCCAGGAACAGGUAAAACGAAAACAAUUCUUGGAAUAGUGGGAUACAAUUUGUCACAAGACGUUCCUCUGGGAUUAAUUGAAGUCGACGGUCAACAGGGCAAGCCCCAAACUAGUUCCAAGAUUCUAGUAUGUGCGCCCAGUAACGCAGCUGUUGAUGAAUUGGUCGUCCGUCUUCGUGAUGGAGUUUUUAACUUUAAGGGCGAACGUAUCACCCCCUCUGUGGUGAGGUUGGGCCGCAGUGAUGCUGUGAAUUCGGCUGUUAGAGACCUUACAUUGGAGGAAUUGGUCGACAAGCAAUUACAGACCACUGUUCAGCAUGUAGCGAGAGACCCCGAAGUGAGAGCGGAGCACACCAAAUUAGUCAAAGAACGAGACUCGUUGCGUCAAUCGUUACAAAGUACAACUCUACUGGACGAAGAAUUCACUCAAAUGGAACUGAGACUCAGAGAAGUUAAUAAGAAGAGGAACGAACUCGCUAAGAAGUUGGACGAACAAAGAGAAAAUGCUGCAGUAGCUUAUAGAUCUCGUGAAUUAGAGCGCAGGCAAUUGCAGGCUAAGAUUUUGAACACUUCACAAAUCAUAUGUUCUACCCUAUCGGGUUCCGCUCACGACUUUCUUGCAAGCUUGGGCAUUACCUUUGAAAAAGUUAUCAUUGAUGAAGCAUGUCAGUGUGUUGAGCUUUCUGCCAUAAUACCUUUGCGGUAUGGAUGCACCAAGUGUAUCAUGGUUGGAGAUCCCAAACAAUUACCUCCUACCGUACUAUCUCAAACAGCGGCAUCAUUGAACUAUGAUAAAAGUUUGUUUGUUCGUAUGCAAGAGCAGUUUCCAGACAGUGCCUAUCUAUUAGAUGUCCAGUAUAGAAUGCACCCCGAUAUUUCGAGAUUUCCAAGUGCCGAAUUUUAUCGUUCAAGAUUGCACGAUGGUGCCGGGAUGCUCGAAAAGAACACUCGUCCUUGGCACUCUGAAGUACCUUUCAGCCCUUACAGAUUCUUUGAUAUUGUGGGAAAGCAUCAGCAACAUGAAUCUUCACGAUCAUUGUACAACAGAGCCGAGGCUCAAGUUGUAUUGGAAAUGGUUGAUCACCUUAUGUACAUGUUACCUCCUAAAGAGUUUAGGGGCCGCAUUGGAGUUAUAUCACCAUAUAAAGAGCAGAUCAGAACCCUCAAAGAUAUAUUCGCAAAGAAGUACGGCCGACAAAUUUGGAACGAAGUUGAUUUUAAUACAGUGGAUGGCUAUCAGGGCCAAGAGAAAGAAAUCAUCAUAAUGUCAUGUGUGAGAGCUAGCGAAACAGGAAAUGUUGGAUUCUUGAGUGAUGUGCGAAGAAUGAAUGUUGCUUUAACGAGAGCUCGGACAACAUUAUGGAUUUUGGGUAACCAAAAGUCCUUGAUGAGGAAUAAAGUGUGGUCACGCCUUUUGCAGGACGCCUCAGACAGGGGACUUGUCUCGAAGGCUCAACCUGGCUUUUUGAAACACGGCGUGAAUGGAAUAAAAAAAGCGCAACGGCAACAUACAUCAAAAACUAAUACGUUAUCUUCAAACGACCGUUCUGAAUCUGACGUGAUCUCCGAACCUAGUCUGCAAGUCAAAGCAGCUCACCCGCUGCUGAACCAAAUGGCGACAGCGAUAGUAGAUAAGAACAAAGCAGUUAUGGAUAGCUCCAUCACUUCGAAGACCCACGAUACAAAUCAAGAGCCGAAAUUAAAAAGCAGUAUUUUCAAUCAAAAUCAAGAGAAGCAGAAAAAUAGUUCCGAAGCCAUGCAAGGCGACCCAAUGAACGCGAUCAAGAAACCAUACGUUGCAGUUUCUAAACCCCCUCCCCCAAAAGAGAAUGAAAAUUUGAUACAGAGCGAUGAAAGAAACGCUUCAAACAUCAAACCAACAACAUCAGGAGUUUUACCUAAGCCUAAGCCCAAACAAGCACCAAGUAUAUUUAUUAAUAAUCGGAAGAGGCGCAAGUAA